CGCGCACGCGCAGUGUGCUGGAAAAGCGUAUAGUCUGAGUGAUUCAAGGAGCCUGCGGUUGUCGACGGAAACGAGAAAGCGAUAAACGUUAUUCCGGUGACUGUAGCUCCUGUGCUUUCUGCGUUACGAGCGGUCCCCCGUAAGAGAGUGUCCCGGGUUUGUCAGCAGCGAUCAGGAAUAGCUGGGAUUCAAAAAUGGGAGAGCGCGUGAAUAACUUCCCUCCCCUGCCUCAGAUUUUGAGAAUAAAACCAUGUUUCUACCAUAACAUUGAAGAGGAAAUUCCCGCUCCCCACCAGCAGCUGGUGCGCAGAGUCUACACACUCUGGAUGAUGUAUUCAGGCACGCUGUGCAUGAAUGUGAUCGGGUGUAUUGCCUGGUGGGCCGGGGGUGGCAAUGCCAUCAACUUUGGCUUCUCUCUGCUCUGGCUCGUCCUCUUCAGCCCCUGUAGUUACACCUGCUGGUUCAGACCACUCUACAAAGCCUUCAGGGCUGAUAGCUCGUUCAACUUCAUGGCCUUCUUCUUCAUAUUCUUUCUCCAGUGUGUCUUGGCCCUCAUCCAGACUAUAGGCAUAUCUAACUGGGGGACAUGCGGCUGGAUUGCCACAAUGAUGUUUUUCAGCACAAAUGUGGGCUCCGCUAUAGUGAUGCUUAUCACAACUCUGCUCUUUACUCUGGUGACUGCUUUAAUGGCACUGGUGCUCAUUAGGGUGCACAGACUGUAUCGCGGCGGUGGCGGGAGCAUGGAGCGCGCUCAGGAAGAGUGGAGCACCGGCCUGUGGAAAAAUGCACCAGUGAGGGAAGCAGGGUUCAACGCUGUGGCUCAGUCAGCCCAGGGCCCGAGUUUGCCCCAGUACCCUGCAGCGGUGCCAAACUAUCCUGACAACAGUCACUGGUGAUAGCCCAGCACCGCCUCUAGGUGGAGACAGAGAGCUGGCCAUUUCUGUGGCGCAUGUUAAAGCAUUCAAAAGUGUCACAUCAUUUCACCUUUACAUGAAAAAAAAUGCCUAUUUAAUGCAUUCACAUUUUUUGAAUGAGAUUGUAAGAUUUAUCAAAGAGUUUUGUCAACAGAGCUUGUUAAAGCUCUUCACUUCUGGAAAAGGGUUUUCUUUACAUUUCAGCUUUGUUUACACACUGAUUAUUGAUAGAUAGAUAGAUAGAUAGAUGGAUACUUUAUUAAUCCCGUGGGAAAUUCAGAGAUGAACAAGAAAGAUUUUAUUUUAUUUCAAAAGAAAUUUGCUUAAGAAUUUGUGUGUCUUGCAAACACAGGAAACUCAGAAACAGUUUUGUGAUAGUAUGUGAAGGACACGUGUCUUAUGGACAUUGAUCUGAGGAGAUUUUUGUGUGUUGACAGCUGCAUGCUAGGCAGUGAGCUGAAGAAAAGGGUUGUUUAUUUUUUAAUUUUGAAACAAUAGAAAGUCUUAAAACUGCGAUUUAUUUUACCUGAAGGAACUAUUCUCUGUGUUUAUGUAUUCGAGCAAGACUCUAGUUUCGUUUUUAUUCAAUGUGCUUGAUAUCGUCACGCUUGUCUGCUGUAGCUUUCUUGAAACGCGCCUUACUAUUGCGUGCACAUUUUGCAUGUGAUGAAAUGACUGUCGCCUUAACGAUUGCUUUAAAAAAAACUGGAUUCAUGCUUCAGUGAAGCGACAUGUGGAAAGAUUUAAAAAAUGAUUGCUGCAUAAUCCUCCUUUGUGAUUGGUCACUGAUCAACUGAUGUGCCAUAGCAACCUAUCUCUCUCCUUGAUUUUGAUACUGAGGAAGAAGUCACACCCUUAGUGGACACGUUGUUUCUAUGUUUCCAAAUCGGCACUGUUUGCUUUUAGAGGUCAGCGCCCUGCUGUGAAACACCUUAUCAGCUGUUCCACUGUUCCACCCACUUUUCUCUCAGAUAGACUGAUUUUUUGUUUUUAGUGACUGCAGUGACUGUUUGCAUGCAGUUUAUCAGGGGUGGGGAACUAAAGAGGAUUUUUCUAUUAAAAAUAUACUGACAUCUUAAAACAUAUAUAACCCGACACAGACUGACUAAAAGAAAAAAAUGGAACUGCAGUGAGGUGGAAUUUUGCAUGUGUCACUCUAUGAUACUGAAUACAGGCUCAUUGCAUCAAAAUAUCAAAGUUAAAACUAUGAUUAAAACCUCUGAUGUCUUUGAUUGCAGGUUAUUCUACAGAUUACUUUGGUUUUGUUUCAGUAUUUAUAUCAAAGCUUAAAUGAAGCACGAGCACCAACUGGAAGGAAACGGUGUUCUUCUCAUACCUUAUAUUUCUUUUCUUGUUACAAAGUGUCCUUCAUGGCCAACUGCCAAAUGUAGUAUUUAGUUUUUCUCUGUUCUUUGAUAAGCGACAGACUAUUACAGAUGUUAAAAUAAUCUUUAAAUAUUGCAACAUUUCAAUAAAUAUUCGUACUCA
Molecule: messenger RNA, 2402 nt
Organism: Platichthys flesus (European flounder)
Lineage: Eukaryota; Metazoa; Chordata; Actinopteri; Pleuronectiformes; Pleuronectidae
Gene: scamp4
Product: secretory carrier membrane protein 4
Exons: 7
Coding region: 195-896 (233 amino acids)
Biological process (GO): protein transport
Cellular component (GO): trans-Golgi network membrane; recycling endosome membrane
Source: RefSeq, a predicted model, not a curated record